Molecule: messenger RNA, 870 nt
Organism: Linum tenue
Lineage: Eukaryota; Viridiplantae; Streptophyta; Magnoliopsida; Malpighiales; Linaceae
Source: the annotation of a GenBank genome assembly
AUGGAGAAACAGAUUUCCGUGGACCCGGUGUCGCUGAGACCGCCGCCGAUUGUGACGGCGGCUCCAAAGAUUCCGCCGCCGCCGCCUCUCACCAGCUGCAGCCUUCCCAGCUCCCCGCGGUUCGGGUACUGGCUGAAGAAGAAAUUCAAGAAUGAAAGCGAGGCCUCCCCCCGUCAUCGUCAUAACCAUCCCCUGCUCAAGCUGGAGCAAGAAAUUCACUUGCGGCGGAGCAAGUCGUGCGCCGAAGGGAGAUCGAGCGGGGUCGACGAGCUCGACAUUUGGUUCAGGAAUCCCGGCGAACCCACCACCACCACCGAAUCCGGCGCCAACUCCUCGCCAGCGGCCGGGAAGAAGAAACGCGAGGUGGAUCUGGACAACGAUGAUGACGAAUUCAAAUGUGGCGCGCUCUGCAGUUUGUACCUCCCGGGAUUCGGCGGCGUCGGGAAGACGACGAAGCCGUCGGGGGCGGCGACGGCGGUGGUGAGGGAGAGCGUCAUUUCGAGGACGGUGUCUCUGGAGAAAUUCGAGUGCGGUUCGUGGGCUUCGUCGGCGUUCAUCAACGACGGAGGGGAGGAGUCCACGCGUUUUUACUACGAUUUGCCGAUGGAGCUGAUAAAGACCGGCGGGAACGGGACUAACUCGCCGGUGGCGUCGGCGUUUGUGUUCGAGAAGGACCGGAGAGGGGCAUUGAAGAGCUGUUCGGCGCGGAGGAAGUCUCACGAGUCGUCUUCCAGGCACGUCCGGUUUUCUUCGUCGUCGUCGUCUUCGACUUCGAAUCCUUCGUCGCCGGCGGCGUGCAUCACGCCCCGGUUGCGAAAGGCGAGGGAGGAAUUCAACGCCUUCCUGGAAGCGGAAGCAAGGAGCGCCUGA